Molecule: messenger RNA, 3821 nt
Organism: Betta splendens (Siamese fighting fish)
Lineage: Eukaryota; Metazoa; Chordata; Actinopteri; Anabantiformes; Osphronemidae
Gene: smurf1
Product: SMAD specific E3 ubiquitin protein ligase 1
Exons: 18
Coding region: 231-2423 (730 amino acids)
Biological process (GO): negative regulation of BMP signaling pathway; ubiquitin-dependent protein catabolic process
Molecular function (GO): ubiquitin protein ligase activity; protein binding
Source: RefSeq, a predicted model, not a curated record
AAGACGAUGACGUCAGCACGUGCCUGAGCCUGCCCGAAAAUGUUCUCCCGUGUUGUGGGGUUUCGGAGGAGCGCAAGACUUUACGAUGAAAUAAUACACGUUUGCCCGUGAAGAACACAACAGCAGAGCGCAUGGUUUUGAACUGAAGCCGUUCGCGUCUCCGUCGAGUGGUGAAGCCGCGUUUUUGGGCGACUCCGACGGGAAGUUUGUGUGAUCGUUUUCCCGGAGUGAUGUCGAAUCCUGGGACUCGGCGGAACGGGUCCAGCAUCAAAAUCCGACUGACAGUAUUAUGUGCCAAGAACCUCGCAAAGAAAGACUUCUUUCGUCUGCCAGACCCAUUUGCCAAGGUUGUGGUGGACGGAUCAGGUCAAUGUCACUCAACAGACACCGUGAAGAGCACACUGGACCCCAAAUGGAAUCAGCACUACGACCUCUACAUUGGAAAAACAGACUCCAUCACCAUCAGCAUAUGGAACCACAAGAAGAUCCAUAAACGACAGGGUGCAGGCUUCCUGGGCUGUAUACGACUCCUUUCUAAUGCCAUCAGUAGACUAAAAGACACAGGAUACCAGCGUCUAGAUCUAUGUAAGCUCAACCCCUCGGACAGCGACGCAGUGCGGGGCCACAUCGUAGUGAGCUUACAGACACGGGACCGCAUCGGCAGUGGAGGCCCUGUGGUGGACUGCAGAGGACUGUUGGAAAAUGAUGGGCCUGUGUUCGAAGGGUGUUUCAGCGAGGAGCCGCUGCCCUACUCCGACUCCACUGGUGCAGCGGGGGGUGGGAGCUGCCGGCUGGACUCCCCCAGCCAGGAGGGCCGCCUCCAGACGCAGCGUAUCCGAGGGCAGGACUCCCGAGGCCACGGCCACACGCCUCAGAACAGACCCCACGGGCACCAGCCGCCUGACCUGCCAGAAGGCUACGAGCAGCGGACGACGGUGCAAGGUCAGGUGUACUUCCUUCACACGCAAACGGGCGUGAGCACGUGGCACGACCCUCGGAUACCACGGGACCUGGCGAGCGUGAGCUGUGAGGAGCUUGGUCCGUUGCCAGUGGGCUGGGAGGUCCGAAGCACAGUGUCAGGUCGGAUCUACUUUGUGGACCACAACAACCGAACAACGCAGUUCACAGAUCCGCGCCUACACACGAUUAUCAGCCAGCAGUCCCAAGUGAAGGAGUCCUCCCAAGGUCCCCAGAUGGAUGUUGGGGGAGAGGAGGGUGUAGGCGGAGGAGUGGGAGGCGGUGGGGGGGAUGGCGACGUGGCCGCACGCUAUGAGAGAGACCUGGUCCACAAGUUGAAGCUGCUUCGCCACGAGCUGUCCUUACAGCAGCCGCAGGCAGGACACUGCCGCAUAGAGGUGUCCCGCGAGGAGAUCUUUGAGGAGUCUUAUCGACAAAUAAUGAAGAUGAGACCCAAAGACCUGAAGAAGCGUCUGAUGGUGAAGUUCAGGGGAGAGGAGGGACUUGACUACGGAGGCGUCGCCAGGGAGUGGCUGUACCUGCUGUGUCAUGAAAUGUUGAACCCCUACUACGGCCUGUUCCAGUACUCCACAGACAAUAUCUACACUCUGCAGAUCAACCCUGACUCCUCCAUCAAUCCUGACCACCUUUCAUAUUUCCACUUUGUGGGUCGUGUGAUGGGCCUGGCAGUGUUCCACGGUCACUACAUCAACGGCAGCUUCACGCUGCCUUUCUACAAACAGCUUUUAGGCAAACCCAUUCAGCUCAACGACCUGGAGACCACUGACCCGGAGUUGCACAAGAGCCUCGUCUGGAUAUUAGAGAAUGACAUCACUUCAGUCCUCGACCACACGUUCUGCGUGGAACACAAUGCGUUUGGGAAGUUUCUGCAGCAUGAGCUCAAACCUAAUGGACGUAAUAUCCCUGUCACUGAGGAGAACAAGAAGGAAUACGUAAGGCUGUAUGUGAACUGGAGGUUCAUGCGUGGAAUUGAAGCCCAGUUUCUGGCUCUUCAGAAGGGAUUCAGUGAGCUCAUCCCUCAGCACCUCCUCAAACCCUUUGACCAUAAAGAACUUGAGUUGAUCAUCGGUGGACUGGGGAAGAUCGACCUUGCGGACUGGAAGACAAACACUCGCCUAAAGCAUUGCACAAGUGAAAGCAACGUGGUGCGGUGGUUCUGGCAGGCGGUGGAGGCCUUCAGUGAAGAGAGGAGAGGACGCCUCCUGCAGUUUGUGACUGGCUCCACCCGGGUCCCACUACAGGGUUUCAAAGCGCUGCAGGGUUCUACAGGUUCUGCAGGACCAAGGCUCUUCACAAUCCAUUUGAUAGACGCCAACACGGAGAACCUACCCAAGGCUCACACAUGUUUUAACAGGAUAGACAUCCCUCCCUACGAGUCCUACGAGAAGCUUUAUGAAAAACUGCUGACGGCCGUGGAGGAGACCUGCGGCUUCGCUGUGGAGUGACCACCAGCAUUGACACAGUCACACUUACGCUUGCACUUGCAAUCAACUGUUUGACAUUUUCCACAUAUACACGCGUAUAAACAGAAUAUCGAGUAUACAGAGCGGCCAAGCAUCACAAACACACAACGUCUUGCCACCUCUGUGCCACCGAACUGGAGUCAAAUGAGAAAGCACAGCAGGAGCAUUUCAAAGAAAAAACAAAAAAAAUUUAAAGAGAAAGUAUUUACAAUUUUUUGCAAGUGUUUUGAAGAAGCAUUUUUAUUUUUCAGUUUUCACAACCUAUGAUGUCAUUCUUCAAAAUGUCUGACCACCGCAGCGACUUUGACUCGAAACACGCGAGUCCAGGGGCAGAAUCGGCCAAUCACGUACGAGCCCUUGAUCAGAGGAACAAGUUGGAGACUGAUUGACUUUGUCUAAUAAGCUGAUUGUCUGAUUAGUAUUCAUGCUUCAUGUUUAACCACUGUGUGUGUGUGUGUGUGUGUGUGUGCGUGCGUGUUUGAGGCAUGGCACCUGGUUACGCUGUAAAAAGGAUCAAAUGAGCCUGCUCCUCUGUUUGUAACCUUUUUGUCUCUUCCAUUUGUAUCUGUGACCACUCUGAUCUUGUUAUUUAUUACUAAGUGAUGUACUGACCAAGCUGCUAAACGCUCGACAGAGAGCCCACACUAAUCUCUUCAUCGCCCCUUUACCACAGUCGACGGGUCAAUUCACUUGCAAUUCAAGUUAUCCACAAAGUGGGUUUUUAUUGUAUUUUGUUACAUUUUAACAUUCAUAUUAUUGCUGAGAAAUACUCUUGUCCACGUAUGGAAACUUUUACUAGUGUGUUGGUGCUUGAAACACCAUGUUACAUGUAUUAAAGUGAAUGGGAGUGACUUUCACCUCCGUAAUUUUAACAUUUAACUCAACUUCAUGAGACGGUCUGACAGUUUGACCUGGGAUUUUUUUUUUUUUUAACAAAGUGGUGAGGAUGAAAAGAAGUUGAUUUCAGGAAUUCUUUGGUUGCAUGUGACCUAUAUAAUAAAAUCUCAAGUCUUUCCUUCAUGUUUCAUCAUCCGUUUCACAUACUUGUUUUAAAUUUUCGUGGUCCUGAUGUUUCUAUGCCUGUCUCUCUUCUCCGCAGCUUGAAUGUUUAGAACAGUAGUCACUGUCCUCAAGACCGCCAUGAAUGAACAAACUCUUAAUUCUCCAUAGAAGUGAAUGAAAUAAUAAAAACCUAAAUGUCGAGCGAAUAACGAGAAAAGGAUUGACUGACUGUUACGCAGUAUCGUUUCAAUCUGCUUUUUCUAGGUUUUCAGUUCACUGUGUAAUGGAUGCAAGAGUAUUGUAACUUACUAUGUACUAAACAUUUAUGAAAAUUACAUUGUAAAUAAGAUUAUAUUAAAAAAUUUAAAUUGAAAUUAC